Messenger RNA from Ctenopharyngodon idella (grass carp), 4362 nucleotides. RefSeq names its product homeobox D3a (gene hoxd3a). The record is from RefSeq and is a predicted model, not a curated record. Gene Ontology annotation, biological process: regulation of transcription by RNA polymerase II. Lineage: Eukaryota; Metazoa; Chordata; Actinopteri; Cypriniformes; Xenocyprididae. The transcript is spliced from 4 exons. The coding region runs from base 2286 to 3479 and encodes 397 amino acids. Gene Ontology annotation, molecular function: DNA-binding transcription factor activity, RNA polymerase II-specific; RNA polymerase II cis-regulatory region sequence-specific DNA binding. Gene Ontology annotation, cellular component: nucleus.
AUUUAAGAUUAAUAUUUGCAGUGAGACAUCGAAUAAACAUAUCUGUCAGAAUUUUGAUAAAUGGUGUCCUUUGAUUCAGUCUUCGCGGAGAGACUGAAACAACUUCAGGCUCAUUGUGAUUUUUUUUCUCUUAAAGAGCUUCAGCAUGAAGAGCUCUCAAUAUAAGCCUGUAUCAAUACAUAAAAACUGUUCAGUAACAACACUUUUACUUUUGAAGCAUUAAAUGCAGACUAGUAAUGUAAUGUUAUAUUGAUGCAUCUUUGUAUAAAAAAUGUCAAAUCCAGUGCGAUAGUGUUUUCUGCUUGAUAAAAAGGACACAAGCUUGAAUUCAUUGUAGAAGUCUAUCUGGAAAUCAUCACUUAGUUAUUGACGUGAAGUAUUGCCUGAAUAAGUGAGUUUUGGAUCCCGACAAACAUUAACAAAACAGCAAAUAACAACAAAAAGGCAUCUAUCAAAAAAACAGUACAUUUCAUUGGUGUCAAAAACUCCACAAUACCCUCUCGAUUUUAGUAAUGGUGCAUUGUGAUCGUAGAUCUAUCCAUAAAGUGUUUGGAGCUGUUGGAGAGGGAUGACGGUGAUCUGCAUCGUUGUAAAUCAUGCUCAGUAAUUCCUGAAAGGGUGAGAGGCUGUUGGGGGCCGGGCGUGGACUGUAAAUCUUUCACUUUUAUUAGCCCGUGAACAUAUGCUGCAAGGGGAGACGACUCGCAUCCUCUCCUCAGGACAAUCCUGCGCUCGGCCGCGUUCCCAAUCGUUUCAUCUCCAUCUUUCCAUCCAGCUUCAUAUCCAUACAGCACAACCAUAAAGCAAGCAUUCUGACUCAGACUACAUAGCAUAACCGCCUUAUAUUUAACCUCUUAAAAAAGUACUCUUAAAAUAACAUUCUAUGUCAUGUAAAAAAAAAAAAAAAAAAAAAUAAAAGUUUUUUUUAAUUUGAAUGUAUUUUAGAAGCAAUUACAAAACACAAUAAAACAGAAAUGCACCACUAGUAAAAAUCUAGACAUUGAAAGUACCCAUUUUUACACUUCAUACUCACAUAUGGAUCAAUACACACUCUUGCUUUUUGAGAAGAACAAUAUAGAAUUUGGGAUGAUUUUGAUGAAUCUCUCUGGCUGACGAGGUCAUACAUUGCUGUCAUUGCCUAAACCAUAAUAGUCAAACAAUAUUUCAGUGGUUUCUUGCAGCCUGUAAUAAACGGAUUUCUUUUCACAACGGCGAGCAAAAAAGUAACAACUAUAUCUGAUAAUCUUCAUCUUAAAUAAGACGAAACAUUCAUAAUGUUGCUGCUUUCAAAGAUGGUCUGAUCGGCAGGCCCAUAACACUGCGUUAAAUAAUAAUAAUAAUAAAAUAAAUAAAUAAAUAAAUACAAGCGUAGAUAUUUAAUAAGACAUGGUGGUAUGAAGAAAAAAAAAUCUAAUGAUUCGCAGAUUAUCCAAUGAUUUGUCUUUUUAAAAAAGACAACGUAAUGAUAAAACUAAUAUAGUUUUGUGCUUCAUUAGCACGUUUUUGUUUUUAUUAUUAUUAUUAUUUUAUUAUGCCUGGGUUUCAAGGCCAUUAUAAACAGCAAUAGUUUUCGCCCUAAUGACACACUCCGAUACAGUGGCUGAGAUCUUGUGCAAAAUCAUUGUACAAUGAUGUGCGGCUGGAGGGAAUGUUACUGCUCUUGCUUUUAAAAUGUAUUUGUGAGGUGAAGCUGGUUGGAGUAGCAGUCUCAAUCAGGACAAUCUACGAUCCGGAUCACGUGAACAAAUAUGCUUGUAUUUUAAGGCAGCGCCUUUAUUUGUCAUGAUAAGGUUUCCGAAAUAUACUAAUGUCGACUCGUUCGGUGAGCCUGCCUCUGUAAAACGUUCAUUUUUUUUUUUUUCCAAUGGGAAGUUGAUUGCUAGUAAUAUUUCGUUUUGGAAUAAGAAGACCUUCUUGGCUUUUUAUUGGUAGCUGAGUGAGUGGCUCCCAUUCUUUCGGGAAUACUGUCUGCAUUGGUAUAUGGAAAUGCCUGGAAAAGCGCGAGAUCAGUUUUAAGACAGUACUGUCUAUAGACAAAGGGUGAAGGAUAUAUCCGAGCAGCUGUACUGAGAGAUAUUGAGACUAAGAAGCACGGCUAUAUAAUAAAUUGACACCACAGGUCGCCGUAUAAAUGAUGAAGAUUGCUUGAGGAGAAAGAGAGGAGAGGAAACCACAGACUGCGCAGGUCAAAGGACAGAAAAUCUGUGGGAAGCUCCAAUCACGUGAUUGGCAAGUCCAUGCAACUGGACAGGAGUUCACAGGCUCUCUUAGUUUGAACCUUCACAAUGCAGAAAGCCACUUAUUAUGACAACGCUGGACUUUUCGGAGGAUAUUCGUACCCUAAAUCUGACUCCUAUACAUAUGGUCCUACGCACCAGGGCUUCUCAUCCUCCAGCAUAGAGAAUGACUAUCAAAAUCCUAUCUGCCCCAUUCAAACCACAUCAGUCCGGCCACCAGCACAUAAAAACGGAGACAUCAAUGGAAGUUGUAUGCGACCAAGUGCCAGCCAGGGCAACAGCCAGCCAGAGAGUAUCAGCGAGCAGCAGCAGCAGGCUGCUCCUUUAGCAGCCAGCUCACCGAGCCCUAACACCAACUCCACACAAAAAAAGAAAUCUCCCAGCUCCACUGGCUCCAGCACUGCCACCCCAGUCAUCACCAAGCAAAUUUUCCCAUGGAUGAAAGAGACCCGCCAAAACGCAAAGCAGAAAAGCACCAACUGCCCAACUGCAGGAGAAACCUGCGAUGACAAGAGUCCACCUGGCCCUGCCUCGAAGCGAGUGCGCACUGCCUACACCAGCGCCCAACUAGUUGAACUGGAGAAGGAGUUUCAUUUUAAUCGCUACCUGUGCCGUCCCAGAAGAGUGGAGAUGGCUAAUCUGCUCAAUCUCACCGAGCGUCAAAUAAAGAUCUGGUUUCAAAACAGGCGGAUGAAGUACAAAAAAGAUCAGAAAUCUAAAGGCAUAAUGCACUCUCCCUUAGGACACUCUCCGGACAGAAGCCCGCCGUUAAGUGGCUCGAAUCAUAUUGGAUAUUCUGGUCAGCUUCCAAACGUAAACAGCCUGAACUACGACGCGCCAUCUCCUCCGUCAUUCGCCAAACCGCAACAGAAUAUGUACGGCUUGGCAGCCUACACGGCGCCAUUGGGCGGCUGCAUACCGCAACAGAAAAGGUACCCGGGAACAGAGUACGACCACCACAGCAUGCAGGGGAACGGCAGCUUUGCUAAUGCUAAUUUACAAAGUAGCCCUGUGUACGUCGGCGGAAACUUCGUUGACUCAAUGCCAGCUUCGGGCCCCAUGUUCAACCUCGGUCAUCUUCCCCAUCCCUCAUCCGCUAGUGUGGACUACAGCUGUGCCGCUCAGAUUCCGGGUAACCACCACCAUGGACCGUGUGACCCCCACCCCACAUACACAGACCUCAGCUCUCACCAUGCGUCUCAGGGAAGGCUACCGGAUGCGCCCAAACUCACGCAUCUGUAAGGAUCCCAUCCGUGUGCUUAAGCGCAAUGUCGCUUUUUUAUUACCUCACUAGUUAAACUAAUUUAUAAAACUACACUCCGAGAGAAACAUACCGUAUUAUCCUGUAUUAUUAUUAUUGAUAUUACUAUUACUGCUAUGAUUGUAAUUAUUUUUAAUAAUAGCUGUGGUCCAUUUCUCUUGACUAUUGAAGUCACGCGGUUGUUGUUGUCAGUUGUUUGGUUCUCGGAAGAACCGAGUUGGCAAAAUGAGGGCAAUUUCCAUAACGUAUUACUUGAAGGUAAGUUCUGUAGAUUUGACAGUAUAGGCAUCCGUCUUUAUAGAAAUGGGAUUUGUAGAGGAAAGAACCAUUGCGUCUUUGUUAAGUCGUCUGUUCUUCUCACGGGUUCUUCCUAUUUUCUCUAUUAUUUAUUAUUUUCCUCCAAGAUUGAAUGACGAACAAUUAUAUUGACUGAGUAUUAUAUUUAUUAUUUAUCAUUUUAUUGCACAUUAUUUAUCUUCUCAUGUAUAUUAUUUAUAUAACAGUUGUAGAAUUUAUUUGAGCAGAAGCCGUUGAACUGGUGCAAACAAGGUGAUAAUGUGGGACUGGUGUAUUUCUUUCUUCAUUCAGUAAUAAAAUAUUGUGAAAAUGAAGAAUUAACAAGAAUCUUGAAAUUGUAAUUAUUACAUUUGGGAAUUUGGCAAUCUUUAAUUAGCUUGCCAUGGUUAACAUCAUGUUGCUUAAAAACACCAGCACGUACCGACACAUCCUCACGUUCAUUAUAAACGUUAUUUUGUAAGUUGCACUGUCCAUGCAUAAAAUGAUGAAAUGGUAACGAUAUGGAAAUGGUAUAUUUUAUUGUGUUAAACAUUUUGUAAAUAAAGUGCUUUAGCUAAACAAAUGAAA